AUUACAGACUUCAACUAUCCUUUGCUCAUAGAAUUAGUUCAAAGCCACCCGCAUUUAUACGACAAAUCUUUGGUAGAUUUUAAAGAUGAUCUGGUGAGAUCGAAAACCAAUCGUAAAAUUGCCAAAAUUCUGGAAGUAACAGAGGCUGAAGUAGUUCAAAAAUGGAAAAACCUGCGAGACAGAUACACAAGGGAGAAGAAAAAAAUUAUUCGUUCUGGUUCCGAGGCAUCCACAAACCAGUGGCCCUAUCUUAAACAGAUGUCUUUUUUGGACAGGUUUAUAAGACAAAGAAACUCAUUUAAAAGAUCAAUUAGCCCUAAGCCGCGGUCUCGGUCAAGGUCAAGUCUGCGGUCUAUAGCACCGGUACCUCAGCCCUUUGAAUUGGUCUACCUAUCAAACAGUUCAAAUUCUUCAAUACAUUCUUCCCCUCCUUCCCCUCGAUCACGUUCUGAAAGCCCAUCAGUACCAUUACCAAAACCACCGACCUUAAGUCCACAACUUACUCCGGAGCCACCACAGUACGUCCCAAAGGAAAGGGUGGAGAAAAAUAUAAACAUUAAGAAAGGCGACGAGUUUGAAUUGCUGGCGUUGGCCCAAAAUUUGGCAAACGACUUAAAAUCGGGGAGACGCGAAAAAACAUCGAACCAGUUAUUUGGUGAAUAUUUAGGGAACCGACUCGAUGAUCUUCCUUUGGAUAAGGCCCAAGAGUUACGAAAAACAAUGUUUUUACUUCUAGAAACGAAUUAA
Molecule: messenger RNA, 747 nt
Organism: Brassicogethes aeneus
Lineage: Eukaryota; Metazoa; Arthropoda; Insecta; Coleoptera; Nitidulidae
Source: the annotation of a GenBank genome assembly